UGUGAAUACCUCAAACUUGACAAGUGGCUCACAGAUAAAAUUCGAGAGCAUGGAGAGCCUUUUAUCCAGGCGUGUAUGACUUUUUUAAAGAGACAGUGUCCUUCUAUUUUGGGUGGACUUGCCCCAGAGAAAGAUUAGCCCAAAAGUGCUCAGCUUCCUCCAGAAACUCUGGCAACAAUGUUGGCCUGUGUACAAGCUUGUGCAGGCAGUGUUUCUCAGGAGUUAUCAGAAACCAUCCUCACCAUGGUAGCCAAUUGCAAUAAUGUUAUGAACAAGGCCAGACAACCACCACCUGGAGUUAUGCCAAAAGGAUGCCCUGCUAGUGCUAGCAGUUUAGAUGCCAUUUCUCCUGUUCAGAUUGACCCUCUUGCUGGAAUGGCAUCUCUUAGUAUAGGUGGUUCAGCUGCCCCUCACACCCAGACUAUGCAGGGCUUUCCUCCAAACUUGGGUUCUGCAUUCAGUACCCCACAGUUACCAGCAAAAGCAUUUCCACCCCUUUCAACUCCAAAUCAGACAACUGCAUUCAGUGGUAUUGGAGGACUUUCAUCACAGCUUCCAGUAGGUGGUCUUGGCACAGGCAGCCUGAUUGGUAUAGGAACUGGGGCUCUUGGACUCCCUGUGGUGAAUAAUGAUCCUUUUGUACAGAGGAAACUGGGCACCUCUGGACUGAACCAGCCUACAUUCCAGCAGAUGGACUUGUCUCAGGUGUGGCCAGAGGCAAAUCAGCACUCUAGUAAAGAGAUAGAUGAUGAAGCAAACAGCUAUUUCUAGAGAAUAUAUAAUCACCCACCACAUCCAACCAUGUCUGUUGAUGAGGUAUUAGAAAUGCUCCAGAGGUUUAAAGAUUCUACCAUAAAGAGAGAACGAGAAGUAUCUAACUGUAUGCUAAGGAACUUGUUCGAAGAAUAUCGGUUCUUCCCCCAGUACCCUGAUAAAGAUUUACAUAUAACAGCCUGCCUGUUCGGUGGGAUAAUUGAAAAAGGACUGGUCACUUACAUGGCACUAGGUUUGGCCCUACGAUAUGUUCUUGAAGCCUUACGCAAGCCUUUUGGAUCCAAAAUGUAUUAUUUUGGGAUUGCUGCACUAGAUAGAUUUAAAAAUAGAUUGAAGGACUAUCUCCAGUAUUGUCAGAACUUGGCUUUGAUCAGUCACUUUAUGCAAUUUCUACAUCAUUUGCAGGCGUAUAUCAAGUAUGGACAGCAAUCUAGAGAUCCUCCUGUGAAAAUGCAGGGCUCUAUCACAACCCCUGGAAGUAUUGCACUGGCUCAAGCCCAGGCCCAGCCCCAGGUUCCAGCAAAAGCUCCCCCUGCUGGUCAGGUUAGCACUAUGGUAACCACCUCAACAACCACCACUGUUGCUAAAACAGUCACCAGGCCAACUGGAGUCAGCUUUAAGAAAGAUGUACCACCUUCUAUUAAUACUACAAAUAUUGAUACAUUGCUUGUGGCCACAGAUCAAACUGAGAGAAUUGUAGAGCCCCCAGAAAAUAUCCAAGAGAAAAUUGCUUUUAUCUUCAACAACCUCUCCCAGUCAAAUAUGAUACAAAAGGUUGAAGAACUAAAGGAAGCUGUGAAGGAAGAAUUUAUGCCUUGGGUUUCGCAAUACCUGGUUAUGAAGAGAGUCAGUAUUGAGCCAAACUUUCACAGCCUGUAUUCAAACGUCCUUGAUACGCUGAAGAAUCUUGAAUUGAAUAAGAUGGCUCUGAAUGAGACCUUUAGAAACAUCAAAGUUCCCCUGACCUCAGGUAAAGCUGCAGCCAAUUCCUCUGAUCAUUCUUUGCUGAAGAACUUGGGACGUUGGCUAGGAAUGAUCACACUAGCUAAAAAUAAACCCAUCUUACACACUGACUUGGAUGUAAAAUCUUUGCUGCUAGAGGCUUAUGUUAAAGGACAGCAAAGGUUGCUCUACGUGGUCCCCUUUGUUGCCAAAGGCUUAGAAUCUAGCACUCGUAGCAUGGUUUUUAGGCCGCCUAACCCCUGGACAAUGGCAAUUUUGAAUGUAUUAGCUGAGCUACAUCAGGAGCAUGACUUAAAGUUAAACUGGAAGUUUGAGAUUGAGGUCUCCUGCAAGAAUCUUGCAUUAGACAUCAAUGAGCUAAAACCUGGAAACCUCCUAAAGGGUAAAGAUCACCUAAAGAACUUAGAUGAGCAACUCUCUGCUCCAGAGAAAGAUGUCAAGCAGCCAGAAGAGCUCCCUCCCAUCACAACCACAACAGCUUCUACAACACCAGCUACCAGUACCACCUGUACAGCCAUGGUUCCACCACAGCCACAGUACAGUUACCACGACAUCAAUGUCUAUUCCCUCGCGGGCCUGGCACCGCACAUUACUCUAAACCCAAUAAUUCCGUUGUUUCAGGCCCACCCACAGUUGAAGCAGUGCAUGCGCCAAGCAAUUGAACGUGCCAUCCAGGAGCUUGUCCAUCCUGUGGUGGAUUGAUCAAUUAAGAUUGCCAUGACUACUUCUGAGCAAAUAGUCAGGAAAGAUUUUGCCCUGGGUUCUGAGGAAUCUCGAAUGCGAACAGCAGCUCAUCCCAUGAUGUGUAACUUGACAGCUGGAAUGGCUAUGAUUACUUGCAGGGAACCUUUACUCAUGAGCAUAUCUACCAACCUGAAAAACAGUUUUGCCUCAGCCCUUCUUACUGCAUCCCCACAACAAAGGGAAAUGAUGGAUCAGGCAGCUUCUCAGUUAGCUCAGGACAAUUGUGAAUUAGCUUGCUGUUUUAUUCAGAAGCCUGCAGUAGAAAAAGCAGGCCCUGAGAUGGACAAGAGAAUAGCAACUGAAUUGGAGCUGAGGAAAAAUGCUAGGCAAGAAGGGCACAGGUACUGCGAUCCUGUUGUGUUAACAUACCAAGCUGAGAGGAUGCCAGAGCAAAUCAGGCUGAAAGUUGGUGGGGUGCACCCAAAGCAAUUGGCUGUUUAUGAAGAGUUUACACGCAAUGUGCCUGGCUGCUUGCCUACAGAUGAUUUAAGUCAGCCCACAGGAUUUUUAGCUCAGCCCAUGAAGCAAGCUUGGGCAACAGAUGAUGUAGCUCAGAUUUAUGACAAGUGCAUUACAGAACUGGAGCAGCACCUUCACAGCAUCCCACCAGCUUUGGCCAUGAACCCUCAAGCUCAGGCUCUUAGAAGUCUUUUGGAGGUUUUAGUAUUAUCUCGAAACUCUCGGUAUGCCAUAGCUGCUCUUGGAUUGCUGCAGAAGGCUGUAGAGGGCUUACUAGAUGCCACCAGUGGUGCUGAUGCCCACCUUCUACUUUGCUAUCCUCUUUUUUAA
Messenger RNA from Hippopotamus amphibius kiboko, 3270 nucleotides. Its product is annotated as CCR4-NOT transcription complex subunit 1-like. The record is from RefSeq and is a predicted model, not a curated record. Gene Ontology annotation, molecular function: molecular adaptor activity. Lineage: Eukaryota; Metazoa; Chordata; Mammalia; Artiodactyla; Hippopotamidae. Gene Ontology annotation, cellular component: CCR4-NOT core complex; P-body. Gene Ontology annotation, biological process: nuclear-transcribed mRNA catabolic process, deadenylation-dependent decay.